AUGGAGACGCCCUCCGAGGCCACCACGCCCUUCAUGGACCUGCAUGGUGCCCACGAGAGCAUUGUAUGUCGCGUUCUCGACGCCCUCGACCUGCGGACCAGAACCGCGGUGCUGUGCACGUGCUCGCGCCUGAAGCGGUUGUGCGAGCGGCCCGAGCUGUGGCGCCGCAUCGCCUUUGACAGCGCCGACGAGCAGCGCGGCCUCAAAGCAGAGUGGCUGCUGGGCGUGCUGGGCCGCGCGGGCGGCGGCGUGGAGGUGCUGCAUCUGGCCAGAUCUCGUGAGGCGCGCGACGCGGAGGGCCAGCAGCGCUUUUGCGACGGGCUCAAGCUCGGGCAGCUGCUGCCGCACACGCAGGGCCCCGGCGCGCUGCGGCUGGCAGCGCUGUGCCCCCGGCUGGUGCACCUGUCCGUCGACGAGCGCGCCUCCUGCCUCGGGGGCAUGACCGACGACCUCGCGCGCGCGCUGGGGGCGCGCUGCCCCGCGCUGGAGACGCUGGAGGUCUACUUUGAGCGCUACUCCCUGCCCUCCGAGCUGCUCACUGAUGACGGCCUCAUCGCGCUUUCCGAGGGCUGCCGGCGCCUGGCGUCGCUGACGCUGGUCAACUGCGACCAUGUGAGCGACCGGGCGCUGUACGCGGUGGCGGCAAACUGCCGCGGCCUGCGGGAGCUGCAGCUGGGCGGAUACAGCGAGAACAUCUCGGACUGCGGCCUGACAGUCCUGAUUGCGUCCUGCCCCGCGCUGCGCGUGCUAUGGCUCAGCGGGAAGCUGCUCAAGGUGACGGACACAACCCUGGCCGCCCUCGCGCGCCACCGCGGCCCCGGCCUCGCGCGCGCCAAGCUCACGCGCAGCAUGGGCGUCGGCGCGGCGCUGCGGCUGCUGGCCGGGUGCGGCGCGCUGGUCGAGCUCGACGCGCGCCACUGCAGGGGCGAGGUGGACGAGGCCGCGCUGGCCGCGCUCGCGCUCGCCUGCCCCAAGCUCUCUCGCGUCGUGCUGCCGCUGAGGGGCGACGGCGAUCCCGCCAACAGCGGCGGCGCCCCCGCGGCGUCUGCGGCCGGGCAGGCCGCACGGCACGAGGAUGAGGAGGAUGACGAGGGCCCGCGACGGCCGGGCGGCGCGCGCGCGCCGCCGGCGUGCAGCGCGAGCAGCGCGGCGCGGACGCUGCUGGAGGGCGACGUCCGGCGCCUGCAGGGGCUGCAGGGCCUCCCCAGCCUCGGGGUCAGCCACUGA
Molecule: messenger RNA, 1227 nt
Organism: Monoraphidium neglectum
Lineage: Eukaryota; Viridiplantae; Chlorophyta; Chlorophyceae; Sphaeropleales; Selenastraceae
Product: F-box and leucine-rich repeat protein 20
Exons: 5
Coding region: 1-1227 (408 amino acids)
Biological process (GO): SCF-dependent proteasomal ubiquitin-dependent protein catabolic process
Cellular component (GO): SCF ubiquitin ligase complex
Molecular function (GO): protein binding
Source: RefSeq, a predicted model, not a curated record